Molecule: messenger RNA, 753 nt
Organism: Trichosurus vulpecula (common brushtail)
Lineage: Eukaryota; Metazoa; Chordata; Mammalia; Diprotodontia; Phalangeridae
Gene: BPIFA2
Product: BPI fold containing family A member 2
Exons: 7
Coding region: 1-753 (250 amino acids)
Molecular function (GO): lipid binding
Source: RefSeq, a predicted model, not a curated record
AUGCUUUCCCUUUGGAAACUCACUCUCCUGUGCGGCCUGUUCAUCAGCCCCUCUUGCUGCCUGCUGGAUUCCCUAAGUCCUGUUCUGGGUAAUGUGCAAUCUACUCUGAAUAAGGAAACCCAGCUGGUUUCAGACGCGACUCAAGCGCUUGCUCAGGACCUUAAAGAGGAAUUGGCAAAGGUGAAUCUCUCUCCCGUUGGAAAACUUCUGGAUAAUACCUUAGGAGAUGUUGGGAAUUUGGUUGGCACUACUCUGAAUACUGUGGUCUCCAAGCUCGAAAAACUCCUUGCGAUAAAGGUUCUGGACUCUGAAGUGCUGAAGAUCAAAGCUGAACUGAAUUCUGAUGGCCAAAGUAUCAACCUCAGAGUGCCUGUCAGUGUGACAGUUGGCUUGAAAUUAAGUCCUCUUGUCUCAGACCUUACCAAAGUGAAGGUUGGUCUGGAUAUCCUUUUACGAGCCAACAUUGGGACUGAUGCCACGACUGACCUGUCCGUUGUGGUCCUUGGAGAUUGUUCCAGUGACUCAUCCACCGUCUCUAUAUCUCUUUUGAAUGGCUUGCUAGGUCUUGAGAAAUUAGUCUGGAGGGGCGUAGAUGGUCUCCUAAAGAAAUUACUUCCUAUUGUAGUGGAGACACAGGUCUGUCCUCUCGUCAAGAAUGUGGCAAGCCUCCUGGAUGUCAGCGUAAUUCAGGAACUGACAAGCCAACUUCAAACUCAAGCCAGUGUGGAUAUUCCUUUGAAAUCACUCUUAUGA